This is a messenger RNA of Tetrahymena thermophila SB210, 354 nucleotides long. RefSeq names its product kinase domain protein, putative. The transcript is spliced from 2 exons. The record is from RefSeq and is a predicted model, not a curated record. Lineage: Eukaryota; Ciliophora; Oligohymenophorea; Hymenostomatida; Tetrahymenidae.
AUGGUAAAAUUAAGACCUGUUUAUGAUAUGAGUUUUAUGUAUUAAUUAAUAUUUGUGAGAAAUAGAGAAAUCCAAUAAAUGCUUCUACUCCUCAGUCUCAAAAAUAAACGCAAUAUAGAACAUAGACUAGUAGUUAAACUCUCAUAAAUAACACCACCCCUUGGUUCGAUGGAUGGACUACCUUAAUUAUCUACUUAAGAUACUAAAAAAAAAUUUAUAAUUCCUCCACUCAACGAUUUGGACUAAUUUUAAUCUAGCAAUAAUAUCGAAAAGAAGUCUUCAAAUAAUCUUCCUUCAAUUGAUGAAUUUAUAUCCCCAUAAUUAGCUUAAAAAAAUAAAAAUAUGUUAAUAUGA